UUCCUCAGGAAUAAAAUUCUCCCCCGGAACAAGAAAAGGAGAAGAAUCUCUCUCUUUCGCCAUUGAUUUCCUGGAGCGCACUGGGGCUCGUUAGGAUGACGCAGCGCUUGGGACGGAAGCCAGUCCGUCGGUGGACAAGUUUGCGCAUUUGAUCGAACCCUUUAUGCACUCGCUCUCCCUCUCUCUCUCGCGCUCUCGCGAGGCUCUCUCUGGUUUUUCCUACGACUGACGAUGGUGUUGUUUGUCGUAAAGUGUUGUUGUGGUCGGAUCGAGUGACUGCCCACUGUUCGUAUCCAUCUCUGUGCUGUUUCUUUCUCCUUUAUGGUUGUUGCUGGUAAUCAUCUCUGUGUACUCUUGCCGUGCCAACAUGCGAUAAGCAAGCAGAGAAUUGUCGACUUGGCUGAUCUUGAUGUCCCCCUGUUGUGUUGUGUUACCGCUUUCUGAAACCCGAUUUUGAUGUGCCGAUGACACUGAGACCUUGCUUGCUUUACCUUGGAAUGUGGCAUGGUAUGUAAACCCGUUCAUCAUCAUGGACUAAAAUCACCCAGAGAAUUGGAUUCCCCUAAAAAUGCGGAAUUUGAAUAUUCGGGUAGAGCUGAUAUGGCGAUUCUGGGGAAAAAGAAUUAGCUUGUGAAUUCAACCCACUCGUGAAGUGGUGAGCUUCGUUCAUCGUCUUUAAAACCCCCACCCCCGCCGCAAGCUCGGCCAAGAGCCAUUGUCGGAAUCGUUAAGCACGUUAGACAUGACAAGCACCGAGCAUCCAAAGAGAAGAGUGGCAUUCGUGCUGAUUGAUGGUGUGGGCGAUGUGUCUCUGCCGAGGUUUGGGUACAAGACUCCUCUCCAAGCAGCUAAAGUGCCUCAUUUGGAUGCCAUUGCAUCUGCCGGUGUGAAUGGUCUCAUGGACCCUGUCGAAGUAGGAUUGGGUUGCGGAAGCGAUACUGCUCAUCUUUCCUUGUUGGGUUAUGACCCAAGAGUGUAUUACCGAGGCCGUGGCGCGUUUGAGUCCAUGGGUGCAGGAUUAGCUAUGUCGCCAGGUGAUAUUGCAUUUAAGUCGAAUUUUGCAACCUUGGAUGAGAAAACUGGAAUAGUCAUCAGUAGGAGGGCUGACAGACAUUUCGAAGAAGAAGGGCCCAUUCUUUGUGCCGCACUGGAUAGGAUGAAGCUCCCAUCUUUUCCUGAGUAUGAAGUCAGAGUCAGGUAUGCAACUGAGCACAGGUGUGGGGUGGUUGUAAAGGGUCCAAAGUUAAGUGGGAAUAUAUCUGGGACUGAUCCAUUAAAGGACAAUCGCUUACUUUUGCAAGUUGAGCCUUUAGAUGAUACUGAAGAAGCAAGGCAUACUGCCACUGUUGUUAAUGAGCUAUCCAAGGAAAUUUCUCGAACUCUAGUUUCUCAUCCAUUGAAUGUCAAAAGAGCGGCAGAAGGGAAAAACAUUGCAAAUCUUGUCCUGCUAAGAGGUUGUGGGAUAAGAAUCGAGGUUCUUCCAUUUGUUAAGAAACAUGGUUUGUGGCCAUGCAUGGUAGCUCCCACAAAAAUCAUAGCUGGUCUAGGCCUAUCACUUGAUAUUGAUAUCCUACAAGCUCCAGGAGCAACUGGAGAUUAUCGGACGCUUUUGACAUCCAAAGUAUCUGCAAUAGCUAAUGCACUCUCAGCUCCUUUGCAUGUUUGUCCAAAAGUUUUCGUACCAGGAGAGGACGUGGACAAACCAGGUCGACCAAGUGGCUAUGAUUUUGGUUUCCUCCAUAUUAAGGCAAUAGAUGAUGCCGGCCAUGACAAGGCAAGCGUUUUCAAAGUAAAAGGAUUGGAAUCCGUGGACCGAGCUAUUGGGCAACUAGCCAGACUACUUUGGCAAGCAGAAUCAACUGGGAAAUUUCAGUACGCCCUUUGCGUGACUGGGGAUCACUCUACACCAGUCGAAUAUGGAGAUCACAGCUUUGAACCUGUUCCAUUUGCGAUAUGUUGGUUGAAGGACUUUGUUGGUGCUGUAGGUGGUGAAUCGGUUCUUGCUGAAACUUCUCUUGAUCCCUUUCCCCUUCCUACCGUUAAGAGUGGAGAAGACUUGGAAGAAGAUGUGGCUAGGCAAAAAGAGGGAGGGAUCAAUCAAAUACGAGCCUUUAACUGUGACUCUGUCUACAAGUUCAGUGAGAUUGCGGCAGCGAGGGGAUGUCUUGGGCGUUUUCCAGGAGGAGAGAUGAUGGGGAUAGUGAAGUCAUUUCUGACACUGAAUGCUUGACUUUCAUUUUCUGAUUGAGGAAUAACAUGGCCUUCUGGGUCCGCUGUACCCACUUAAGAUAUACCGACAGGCCAAUCUGAUCUGGGGAUUCUUUUAAACAUUUAACAAAAGCCUCAUCUUCUGUUGUUUAUUGAAGAGGUAGCAAUGUGUAGAAACGUUGGUGACUUCCCAUUGUCUGAACUUUGUUUCAAUAAUAUCUGCUUUUGCCACAUUUCAA
Molecule: messenger RNA, 2447 nt
Organism: Syzygium oleosum
Lineage: Eukaryota; Viridiplantae; Streptophyta; Magnoliopsida; Myrtales; Myrtaceae
Exons: 7
Coding region: 743-2230 (495 amino acids)
Molecular function (GO): metal ion binding
Source: RefSeq, a predicted model, not a curated record